Emiliania huxleyi CCMP1516 is the source of this 462-nucleotide messenger RNA. RefSeq lists its product as hypothetical. The record is from RefSeq and is a predicted model, not a curated record. The coding region runs from base 1 to 462 and encodes 153 amino acids. The transcript has a single exon. Lineage: Eukaryota; Haptophyta; Isochrysidales; Noelaerhabdaceae.
AUGCUGCUCGCUCGGCCGCUGCCGCUGCUCGUCGCUCUGACCUCGUCGCUGCACGGCAGCCGCAUCGCCAUGUGUGCGACGGCUGGUGAGGACAUGCUGCGGCAGCCGACGUGGGCUGUGAUUGGGGACGUGCUCCAUCCCAGGAAACCAGCACGUGCGGUUGCUGAGCGCCUGGAAGCCCUUGGCAAGACCGUCGUGCGAGUCAAUCCUCGCGUAAAGCCGGGCACCGACCCGCACGGAGUCAUCUUUCGAAGCCUCCGCGACGCGGCAGCGAAGAGCGACAUCGACGUCGUCGACCUAAUCAUCAACCCGCGGGAUGGGCUCGUGCAAAUGGAGCACGCGGCCGCCCUCGGCAUCAAAUCUGCGUUUGUGCAGCCGGGCGCCGGCUCGGACGAGAUCCUCGCCCUGUGUGAGCGGGAGGGCAUCGCGGUGCAUGAGGGGUGCGUGCUGCGAGAGACAUGA